Messenger RNA from Pelagomonas calceolata, 1973 nucleotides. The record is from the annotation of a GenBank genome assembly. NCBI's taxonomy places the organism in Eukaryota, Pelagophyceae, Pelagomonadales, Pelagomonadaceae.
GCAAAAUGGCAGGGCGCUCUCGGAGCCUCAGAGCGCAGUGCAGGCAGCCCAAGCGCUCGACAGGAGAAGCAGGCAGCCCCACUCAUCGCAACGAACAGCUGCAGCUGCAGUGCAGGCUGCCCAAGCGCCUCACAGGAAGGCUGCCCUACCUACCUGGGUACGCAUCGUAACAGGAUGCGGACCAAAGCGACGCCGUCGGAGUCGUCGACGACGCCAUGGGAGCGACCAAAGCACUGGGAUCUCAGGAUCAUCCGUCAUCUCGGCCCAGCCGAGCGCGAGAAUGUCAUGGACUACUGCGCGCUCCGCUCGCCGCGACCUAGCGUGUUCGAGCCCUGCGGGAGCGUGUUGGCGGCGGAGCGAAGCGUCCAGCGGCUCCCCGAAUCGAAGAAGGAGUCGGCCUCAGGAGACAGUUGGAAGAUUUCGUCGGUCGUAGGCGGGACCCGAAAGCACGAAUGGGUCGAGGGAGACAAAGUCCGGAUCGCAAUAGGCGGGGGCGCACACACCACCGGCGUCGUCACACUCCCGGCGAACCAUCCAGAUCAUGGCUGGUGGAGGGUGCGGUGCGACGGCGAGAGUAAGACCCGAAACGUGCGCAGAGGAGAUCUCUUCCCACUUCCGCGACCGCUGCGGCAUCUCUGGGACGCGGCGGUGACGUACAACGAUCGAUGGUUCGAGUCGCGCGCGGAGCUGUACGCGCUGCUCAUGGGCCGCCAGCGCCGCCUCGGGAAAGGCAGCGUGAUUAACUGUGUGGAAAUCAACCAGUGCGUCGGGUGCACCCGACAAUUCUUCACUAAGUCAUUUCUCGGCAAUGAGGCGGCCGUCAUGGCUCGGUCGAGCGGCGAGGAACCGGCAUCGCCACGCCAUCGAGCAGGCGUCGUGUCGAUACUGUGGAGGACGACGCGAUGAUUCAGCACGAACGCGCCGUAAAAUUUGAUUUCCACACAGGUGAUUAAGUGGAUCGCCGGCAACCAUAUUGUAUUGCGGCGCAUUGCUGCGUACGCGUUGGCCCCGGUCUCCUACCUCGACCUGCAGGACUUCUAUUUCUGUAUUGAUUUCUGGAACGAAGCACCGGUCCGUCUGCGCCCGGACGCCCGGCGCGGCGUCGUCGCGCUCGCGUAUGUCGAUCGAACACCACCCGAAAAAGACGAGGGGGGAUACGCGUUGACACGAACAUACGUGGCCGGUGUCAGCGCCGUCGGCGUCUCGCGGCUCCGUGUCCUACGCAUUGAGUGGCAGGGUGACAAUGGGGAAAAGUCUCCCCUAUAUUCGAAAGCGGUCGUUCUCGAACUGCUGGGGCUCGUGAGCGAGCACUGCCGGGAUCUGCGGGCGCUGCGGGUCGACGGAUCCAGUAUCGGGGACGGUAGCGCGGAGGAACGAGAACCCUUCGCUCGUGUACUCGAGCGCUGCGCGGAACUGCGCAUAUUUUGGGCGUUCGGCUGCGCUGACUUCAUGCCUAUGCCAACGCCGGGGCGCACGUACGCGCUCACACACAUCCACACCGGCUUGAUCUUUGACAGCGACUGUACUGCCGCCACAUUUUCGGCGUGGAUAGACGCCGCUCCAAAUCUCCGACACUAUAGCUGCACGCACACUACCCCUCAGGCGGAGGAGGGUAUAUGCCAUCUCGAGGCGGCCGCGGCCGCGACGCACCUCGAGACGCUCGAGCUGACUGAAUGGGGGGACCAGGCGGAUGAACCGACGGAAACUUGGGACCUCAAACGCAUCAUGUCAGCGCUGCCUCGGAACCUGCGGAUCGCGCCGUAUGGUACUUAUCCGGAAAACGCCCUGUAUGCGCAUGCCAUCGGCGACGACCUCAGAGAGUGCGCGCGGCUGGCGGGGCGCGAAGAUCUAGAGGUCCUGAAGCACAAUUACAACUCACGUGCAAACGACGAGGGUUUGAUGGAGCGCCCGAUGCUCUGGGACUGGCACGAAGCAAUCAAACCUCUUUGCUACGCGUAAAUACGUUGUCUGUG